AUGGCCAAAAAGACGUACGAUCUGCUGUUCAAGUUGUUGCUGAUCGGCGAUUCGGGCGUGGGCAAGACGUGCAUUCUGUUCAGGUUCUCGGACGACGCGUUCACCACGACGUUCAUCUCGACUAUUGGUAUUGACUUCAAAAUCAAAACAGUGGAACUUCAAGGGAAAAAAAUAAAACUUCAAAUUUGGGAUACAGCAGGACAGGAGCGUUUCCAUACCAUAACAACAUCCUAUUAUAGAGGAGCUAUGGGAAUUAUGUUAGUAUAUGAUAUCACAAAUGAAAAAAGUUUUGAAAAUAUAGUGAAAUGGCUACGAAACAUUAAUGAGCAUGCUAACGAAGAUGUAGAAAAAAUGAUUUUAGGGAACAAAUGUGAUAUGGAUGAUAAACGUGUUGUUGGUAAAUCACGAGGUGAAGGUAUUGCUCGCGAACAUAACAUAUCAUUUUUGGAAACAUCUGCAAAAGCAAAUAUAAACAUUGAAAAAGCAUUUACUGAGCUCACAUUAUCAAUAUUGAACAAGACGCCUGGACGUGAACCAACCGAUGUACCUGAAAAGAUUAAUAUCGAUAGGAAAUCAGACAGAUUGUCUAAUCGCUGUUGUUGA
Macrosiphum euphorbiae (potato aphid) is the source of this 603-nucleotide messenger RNA. The record is from the annotation of a GenBank genome assembly. Lineage: Eukaryota; Metazoa; Arthropoda; Insecta; Hemiptera; Aphididae.